Centropristis striata (black sea bass) is the source of this 1161-nucleotide messenger RNA. RefSeq names its product bone morphogenetic protein 2-B-like. The transcript has 5 exons. Gene Ontology annotation, molecular function: growth factor activity; cytokine activity. Gene Ontology annotation, biological process: SMAD protein signal transduction. The record is from RefSeq and is a predicted model, not a curated record. Gene Ontology annotation, cellular component: extracellular region. Lineage: Eukaryota; Metazoa; Chordata; Actinopteri; Perciformes; Serranidae. The coding region runs from base 1 to 1152 and encodes 383 amino acids.
AUGGCACCAGGAGCUCCGCGCCUCGCGCUGCUCCUCCUCGUCCAGCUGCGCUGCGCCUCCCUGCUGCUCCUCCCGCUGCACGGAGCGCCAGCAGCGCGGCGGGACGGGCAGGAGGCGAGCAGCAAGCUGGACGCGCUGCUCCACCUGAAGGAUUUACCUCGAGGUCCCGCUGUGGCUCCGCACAAGAAGGCGCCUCAGUUCAUGUUGGAUCUGUUUAACGCAGUGACGCUGUCCAGCGGCUCCCCGAGGAGCCAGAAGGAGAUCCUGGAGGGAAACAUUGUCCGCAGUUUCGAGGAUAAAGGUCAUGAUGGAGAGAGAUUUCACUUCUUCAACCUGUCGUCCUUCGGCAGAGAGGAGAGGAUGAUCAAAGCAGAGUUCCGCUGGUUCAGAAAAAAACAGAAGUUUUACCUCGGAAAGUCAUUCGGACCCCAUUUUUAUAAGGUGGACCUGUAUGAGGUUCUGGACAGCAGAGUGAAGCCUUGGAGAGGAAACCUGGUCACGUCCAGACUGGUUCCUCUCUACACGCAGGGCUGGGAGGUCUUCAACCUCACCCAGAUGGUGUCUAAGUGGAUCCGUAACAGUCAGGAGAACAACGGGAUCCUGGUGGUGACCACGUUUCCUUCCGGCAGCUGGAUGGAGUCGGUGGUGGCGAAGCGUCACGGCGAGCUGCCGGACACUAACGCUUACCUGGUGAUCUUCUCAGACGACGGCAGGACGGGAGCCUCCAACCAGUCCUUCCUCGGACAACCCCGCCCAGCAGCAGCAGCUCCUGAGCUCCAUCGCAGCCGGAGACGGCGAGCGUCUCCAGGCGUGGCGGCCCAGGGACGCCCCCAGUCCUGCCAGCGAGUUCCUCUCUUCGUGGACUUUGAGGAGAUCGGCUGGUCCGGAUGGAUCAUCUCCCCCCGAGGAUACAACGCCUACCACUGCCGAGGCUCCUGCCCGUUCCCUCUGGGGGGGAACCUGAAGGCCACCAACCACGCCACGGUGCGCUCCAUCAUGCACGCCCUGAAGCUGUCCAGCGAGGAGGUGGGGGCGCCCUGCUGCGUCCCCGACAGACUCCAGUCCAUCAGCCUGUUAUACUUCGACGACGAGGAGAACGUGGUGCUGAAGCAGUAUGACGACAUGGUGGCGUUAAGCUGCGGCUGCCACUGACUUCCUGUU